Molecule: messenger RNA, 1050 nt
Organism: Aspergillus homomorphus CBS 101889
Lineage: Eukaryota; Fungi; Ascomycota; Eurotiomycetes; Eurotiales; Aspergillaceae
Product: putative voltage-gated K+ channel beta subunit (KCNAB)
Exons: 5
Coding region: 1-1050 (349 amino acids)
Source: RefSeq, a predicted model, not a curated record
AUGGCCUGGCCAAACAAGAACAAAGACAUGCUCUACCGCCGGCUUGGCAAUUCCGGCCUUCAUGUCUCCGUGCUGGGACUUGGGGGCUGGUUGACGUUUGGUGGACAUGUAGACAAUGAAAUCACCUACCAAUGCAUGAAGCAAGCCUACGAUUGUGGCAUCAACUUCUUCGACACAGCCGAGAGCUAUGCGGGAGGACAAUCCGAGAUCAUCAUGGGGCAAGCGAUCAAGAAGUUCGGCUGGAAGCGAAGCGAUCUCGUCAUCAGCACGAAGGUCAACUGGGGUCUCGCAAACGGCGAAAUCCUCAUCAACAACCACGGCCUGUCGCGCAAGCACAUCGUGGAAGGUACGCGGGCGUCACUGGAGCGGCUGCAGCUGGAGUACGUGGACAUCAUCUACGCGCACCGGCCGGACCGCCUCACGCCGAUGGAGGAGACGGUGCGGGCGUUCAACCAUGUCAUCGAGAAAGGGUGGGCGUUCUACUGGGGCACGUCGGAGUGGUCGGCGGACGAGAUCAGCGAGGCGUGCGGGAUUGCACGGGCGCUGGGGCUGAUCGCGCCGGUCGUCGAGCAGCCGCAGUACAACAUGCUGACGCGGCAGAAGGUCGAGGGCGAGUUCCAGCGGCUGUACUCGCGGUGCGGGAUCGGGUUGACGGUCUUCUCGCCGUUGAAGAUGGGCCUGCUCAGCGGCAAGUACAACGACGCGACGACGCAGCCGCCGCCGGGCUCGCGGUUCGCCGAGAGCAACGACAAGUUUGCGAACUUCGUGCGCGGCGAGUGGGAGACCGGGUGGGCGAGCAACAUCAAGACGGUGGUGGGGCUGAAGACGCUGGCGGACAAGCUGGGAAUCAAGCUGCCGCAGCUGGCACUGGCAUGGUGUCUGAAGAAUGAGAACGUCUCGUCGGUAAUCACGGGGGCGUCGCGACCGGAGCAGAUCGUGGAGAACGUGGAGAGUCUCAAGCUGCUGCCGCGGUUGACGCCGGAGGUGAUGGCGGAGAUCGACGAGUACUUGAAGAACAAGCCUGAGACGGAUCCUGCUCGACAGGAUUAG